Messenger RNA from Ostrea edulis (European flat oyster), 1579 nucleotides. RefSeq lists its product as uncharacterized. The transcript has 2 exons. The coding region runs from base 89 to 991 and encodes 300 amino acids. Lineage: Eukaryota; Metazoa; Mollusca; Bivalvia; Ostreida; Ostreidae. The record is from RefSeq and is a predicted model, not a curated record.
CUCUUAUGCCAUUGCAUGUUGCAUAAGGCAUAACGUGUCGGAGGUCUUGUUUAGAUAAAUAACAAUACACAAGUGUUUAUUUUUGGAGAUGAGGUCCGCAGGAACCCCAUUCUCUCAGGUCCCGGGUAGAUCUUAUCCAACGUAUCGUAGACCAAUAUCAAUAUCUUCCGAUCCUCCAAACACUAGGCUUGGAAUAAAUAGGGCGUCCACCGGGGACAGUUUUCGUAGAACAAAAACUGAGUGUUUGUCACCCAGGAGAUCUGAUAGAACACAAAUAGAUACCAUGGACAGGAACGCCAAAAUGCGGAAACGAAAUCAAAUGGCGUCACUGCGUACCAGAAAGCUCCACAGAGUUGCCAAAAUUCAGCUUGAUGGCCAGCUAAUGAAUCUCAACAAGCUUUUUAUGAGGGAAAGCAAAGAGCUAGACAGGGAAACUACAUUUAUUGAGGAUGAAGUGAAAAAAAUGGAAGAAAAAAACCAAGUUACUACGUUUUCUCGGGAUUUUCAACCUCAAAGCAAACGGCCGUCAGAACUUCCUGUUCUGAACAAACCGUCGUUCUUGGGGCGUGUCACCCCGUCUACGAGUGAUAUAUCGAUGACUGGACGUAGUGAGUGUGUGUAUUGUAAUGACAAUAGAUGUCACUAUUUCCCUUGCUAUCUCCCUAUCACGUACCAUCCAUUUGGGAUGAAUGAACAACUGAAGAGUUAUUCGGUGCUAAAAGACUACGAUACACUUUUGAGUCGAUGCUCAAAAGUGCGCCCACCCAGUAAAACGUCUAUGUUCGAGCAACAAAAGGAACUGCCUCGUGUAACUACUCCAAGCGGCAGGAUUCCUGUACAGGACCGAGAACGAGGCUUACAAGAAAUGAAAGACAGGAACCGGAAGUUUAAGUCACGGGACUGGGCUACAAAUUAUGGAGCACCACUUCCUCGGAGAAUAUUGCUAAAACCUGUCACUCAUGUAUCGGAGUCGAUGCUGAAAAUUAACUAAUUCCAAUCCACUAGAAGGAUUUGAACAUUAAUUCUGUUUAAUUGUCAAAAGCAGCAAUUUAUGGGAACAUGUAUUUUUGAAAACAAAAAUUCUUUACAUUGUCUCAAUUCAUAUUUUGUGCAGUAAUAUGAUCGAAAUAUGACCGUGAAAGUUUAAUUUAAUAAGCUAGUGAGUGUUGUUGAUUACAUGUAGUUUCGCCGAUAAUUUAGAAAGGCGUUACAAACGUGUAAAGUUUGUCCCUGAUAAUGCGCCAGUCACAGGUAGACACGUACAAGAUAGCUUCAGAAUGUACAUUGACAUCCUAUCAGGUUUGAGGCAGCUGGUGCGUAGUAAAACAGUAAGUCUUUUACUUUGAAACACUUUUUUGUGCACGUUUUCCAAUGUUUUAUUCAAGGAAUUGAUGUGGGUUGUCUUUAUCAUGGGGAUAUAAAACGAUGGAAAAAACACCCUUACUUGUUUUUAUUAUAUCCAUCUCACUGUACAUUAUUCGAUUCGUGACUCGACUUGUUUCUAUUUGUAGAAAAGUAGGGUUUUAUUGUCAAAUUGUUAGGCCAAUGUUUUUAUCGAUAAAUAAAAGACAUUGAAGCA